Messenger RNA from Rhinichthys klamathensis goyatoka, 812 nucleotides. RefSeq names its product stathmin 2a (gene stmn2a). Gene Ontology annotation, cellular component: growth cone; cytoplasm; neuron projection. Gene Ontology annotation, biological process: regulation of microtubule polymerization or depolymerization; neuron projection development; microtubule depolymerization. The coding region runs from base 156 to 698 and encodes 180 amino acids. Gene Ontology annotation, molecular function: tubulin binding. The transcript is spliced from 5 exons. NCBI's taxonomy places the organism in Eukaryota, Metazoa, Chordata, Actinopteri, Cypriniformes, Leuciscidae. The record is from RefSeq and is a predicted model, not a curated record.
ACUGGAUCAUAAGUCAGCCGCUCCCAUUCCUCACAUCUCUCCUCGCUCCUCAUUGUGCUCUGCUGACUCAGUGCCUUAAGCAUCAUCCGCUCUCAACGCCACUGGCACAAACCACGACCAUUGUGGAAAUUAACACGGAUUCAAGAAAGGACACCAUGGCCAAAACAGCUAUCGCAUACAAAGAGAAGAUGAAGGAGCUGUCCAUGCUCUCGCUCAUUUGCUCAUGCUUCAGCCCACAGACGCGCAACAACCUCGUUUGUGAGUUUGAAGAUAUGGAAGUAAAGCCCAUAAACAAAAGGGCCUCAGGCCAGGCCUUCGAGGUGAUCCUGAAACCGCCCUCACCUGUGUCAGAUGUGGCCCACAGCAUCACCUCUCCUCCAAAGAAGCGGGAUGUGUCACUGGAAGAUAUCCAGAAGAAACUGGAGGCUGCUGAGGACCGCAGGAGGUCCCAGGAAGCUCAGGUGCUCAAAGCUCUGGCUGAGAAACGUGAGCAUGAGAGAGAUGUGCUGCUCAAAGCCAUGGAGGAGAACAGCAACUUCAGCAAGAUGGCAGAGGAAAAGCUCAUCCUGAAGAUGGAGCAGAUCAAGGAAAACCGGGAGGCUUAUCUGGCAGCCAUGAUGGAUCGCUUGCAUGAGAAGGAGCGACAUGCUGCAAUUGUCCGCAGGAACAAGGAGCUGAGGGAAGAGCUAAUAGCAUGAAGUUCUCCUCCUCCUCCUCAUACUCUUCAUCAGCCAACCUAUCAUCCUAUCCUGCUCACGCACACUCACACACAACCACUGGUCAAAACCAGUCAAAACAACUAGUAUCACACU